Peniophora sp. CBMAI 1063 is the source of this 1491-nucleotide messenger RNA. Lineage: Eukaryota; Fungi; Basidiomycota; Agaricomycetes; Russulales; Peniophoraceae. The record is from the annotation of a GenBank genome assembly.
AUGUCUCGCCUGCAGUUCGCUCAUCACCAACCCGAGCCCAACAUGUUCUCGGCAUCGCAACCCGAUCUCUUCGACCUCGACCUGGAUGCGCCUUCCAAGCCGUCCUACGCAAUGUGGGACUCGAUGUAUCCGCCGCCUUCGCCUCCAGUAACUGCUUCCCCGGCCUCGACGUCGUCUCAGCUCGAUUUCUCGUCUCCGCCCAACUCCUUCGAAGGUCACUCCUUCCCUCCGUCAAACGAUGCUAUUGACUUCUCGUCGUGGGUCGUCGACGGUGACUACGCUUCUACCUCCGCACCGGUCUCAAUCCCUACCUCCGAACCGUAUCCGAAGCUGGGCGCCUACUCGCCCUCGUACAACACGUUGUCGCUGUCGGAGCAGUCCUUCGAGCCUUCAUACGAAUACUCGUUUGGCCUAAGUGACAUCUCGCCGUCGUCGUUCGGGUCAGUGUGGCACCAGCCGCAGCCGCAAGAACCUCAGCCCAUGCUGUUGUACCCACCGCCUCCUCCCGUGACCCUGGAUGAUCAGCAAACGGUCCGCGCUCGCCACCACCGAGCAUCCCCGCCUUCCGUCGGCACGAUCUUCACGAGCGCCUCCGCGCCAAGCGAGUUUGCGGGAAUGAGCACAGGUAGCCGCAGCGGUACCAUCCGCGCCUCAACGCGAUCCUACACUCGUCGUGCCGAGCGCGAGUCCGCGAGUGCGGAUGACUCGACCGUCGGUCCCGUGCGGCGCAAGCGUAGGACUUCGGAUGCCUCCGACACUCCGGCUUCGGGAUCGACGAGCCCACCCUCCGGCUCACAUACGCUGGGCAACAAUGGUCCUACACGGUCCCACCUUCGGCCUCCCAAGCUCGCACCCUCGACCUGGCAGCUGUGGUUCGCUGAUUGGAUCCAACGCCAGCAGGCUACGUCCGACCGCAAACUCAAUGUCGCCCAAGCGGCCAAGGAGGCCGGCGCUGAGUACGCUCUGCUGACUGACGAGGAGAAAGAGCCUUACGUGCGCCGCAGUCAACAAUUGAAGGCUCAACGUGAGCAAGAGCACGCGGCCUGGCUCUCCUCCCUCUCGCCCGACGACAUCCGGCGCGAGAACGUCUUCCGUGCCUCACAGCGCCGCGCAGGCAAGAGCCGGCGCAGCAACAUCAAGGACCCCAACGCACCCCGCAAGCCCCUCUCUGCAUACUUCAACUUUAUCGCCUGGAUUCGUGCUGACGCCGCUCGUGCCAUGGACGUCUUCGGUGACGAGCAGGAGACCACUCGUCAGAGCGUGCUCGCCGCUCAGCGCUGGCGCGAGAUGAGCGAUGAUCAGAAACGGCCAUUCCUUGCCCAGGCUGAGCAGGACCGUCUCGAGUAUGAGGCUGCGAAGAAGAUCUACGACGAGCAGACAACUGGAAAUAGCUCCGGCGUCAGUUUCAGCGUUCACCAAGGCGGCGGUUUUGUGCACUCGAUGUUACUCCCCUUGUCGACGAGCCCUCUCCGAGGCCCUACCAGCGAGUAG